Molecule: messenger RNA, 3671 nt
Organism: Mercenaria mercenaria
Lineage: Eukaryota; Metazoa; Mollusca; Bivalvia; Venerida; Veneridae
Product: metabotropic glutamate receptor 3-like
Exons: 3
Coding region: 263-3100 (945 amino acids)
Biological process (GO): regulation of synaptic transmission, glutamatergic; G protein-coupled glutamate receptor signaling pathway
Cellular component (GO): membrane
Molecular function (GO): group II metabotropic glutamate receptor activity
Source: RefSeq, a predicted model, not a curated record
AAGCUUUUUAUUUAGUAAACACGGAAGAUGUUAUCAGUUAUUUGCAGGCGCUCUCCUACAGUCGUCGUCGAGUGUCGCAUUCUAAGGAAUAUCGAUGUAAAUAAAAAUCUUAUGGAUAACCACUGCCGUAAAGAUUAUCAGACUGAUUAGACUGCAUGAUAUUAAAAAAAACGUGAUAAUUUAUUUGAUUGGUGUAAACAGUUUCGACAGGGAGUAAAAUCUUUAGUAUUUACAGGUUGGAAAAUCGAAUUAGCAAGUAGAAAUGACACACAAGUGCUUUGUCAACUUGGCAACGUAUUGUUUAACAGCUGUCCUAGUGGUUACAUUUCCUGAAGAUGUGUAUAAAAAGGAUUAUCGCUGGAUUGAGGAAGGAGAUAUAAAUAUCGGGGUUAUACUCUCCAUCCAUUCUUCCAAUUCUUUGUUUAAUUGUACGGACAACAUUGAAGACAUACGCAACGUGCAGAAUGUGGAAGCCCUAAGUUACGCAGUUAGGGAAAUAAACAACGAUAUUAAUAUUUUAUCAAAUCUAACUCUUGGAUUUGUUGUUCUAGAUGACUGUCAGUCACCAUCCAUAGCCCUUGCUAGAGCCAUUCAGUUCAUGCCGAGUGACAUUCGAUCUAAUACAGAUAGCUCUGUGGUAGGGCAUACCGAUUUUGAAAGGACAUUUUAUGAUGUAAUUGGAGUAAUCGGAACGUAUACAAGUAAAUUAAGUAUAAUAAUUGCAAAUGUUCUCAAUCUGUUCCAACUGCCUCAGAUCAGCCACACAGCCACUAGUGAUGUACUUAGCGACAAAAGUAGGUUUCCAUAUUUCUUUAGGAUGGUUCCACCAGAUCGUUACCAGGUUAAAGCGAUAGCAAGCUUACUACGACACUUUGGUUGGAGUCACGUAUCCAUUGUUUAUUCAGCGGGAAACUAUGGCGGAAACGGUGUCAAAGAACUACAGAACACAUUCCAAGCCAUGAAAAAUGGUGUAUGUAUUGAGGACGUGAUUGAAAUAGCUGAUGGGUCAACUGAAAAAGAUUUCCUUGAUAUUCUGAAACGGUUAGACUCCUAUAAGGAUACACGUGUAGUUGUUGCCUAUGUUGAGAUAGAGCAUGCAAUAGCUAUAAGUAAGUCUGUAAAAGCUGCUAGACUUGUUAACCGGUUUAUAUGGGUUGGCACAGACAGUUUGAGUUUGAUCUUAGAAGAACACCCUACCCUUUGUGAUAACAUGCCUAGUUCCAUAUCAAUGCAUCCUCACGCCUUAAAUGUUAGCACUCAACGCUUUACAGACCACCUUACUCAACUACAGACCGAGGACUCAGCGGGAAUAAGCAAGAACCCUUGGAUAGCAGAUUUGCAAAAAUUCUAUGGAAAGCCGACAAAUGAUAAUUUGAACUCUACAUUCUUAGUUCGUAAACCAAAAUUCUUUUAUAAGUAUAACGAUAAGAGAGUAAGGUCAAUAAGGUCAACCUUUGUAGAUGCGUUUCUCAUUGACAGUGUAUAUGCAUUAGCCUAUGCGAUAGACAGUGUUGUGAAAACUGAUUGUAACCCGACCAAGAUAGGGCGAGAACACGUUGCAGAAUGUGUGUCAACAAAAGGUAUAUUUAAAGAAUUGAAAAAUAUAAAUUUUAACGGGAUACAAGGAGAACUUAAGUUUAAUGAAGAUGGUGACAUUCUGACACAGUACGAAGUACAUCAGUGUUUCGCAAAGGAUUUAGACCGACCUCCGGAAAUAAGAUCAGUUGGAAUCUGGGAUAUGGAUGGGGAAGUAUUGAAAAUGAAUGACAGAGACUUACUCUGGACACGUGAAACCUUUCCAUCUUCAUCGUGUCCCAAGCCGUGCUCGGACACUAUUGGAACAAUUUAUUACUUUAUGAAACAGACAUGUUGCCACGUUUGUGUCACGUGUAAACUUAAUGAAAUUGUUGUCGCAAACGCCACCAGGUGCGAAAUAUGUCAGGAAUUUUAUUGGCCUGAUAGUCUGACAAGAACAAAAUGCUUAGCAAUCCAACCGGUUUAUUUCGGCUUGCAGAACGCUGUAUCUAUUAGUCUUUGUGCUUUUGCAAUUGCUGGUGCUCUGUCGUGUUUUUGGAUCAUUGUCAUUCUUGUCAAAUACAGGGAUGAACACGUGAUCAAAUGUUUUAGCAUAGAACUAAGUGGCAUCAUCUUACUGGGGACGCUUCUCACAUACGGACUUGCUGCAAGUUUUCUCUCUCGUCCAAACGAAUGGAAAUGCUACAUAAAUUAUGUUGGCUUCAGUCUUACCUAUACCUUGAUAUAUUCACCUUUACUUGUGAAAACCAACCGAAUCUACCGAAUAUUCAAUGCCGGAAGGAGGACUACAAGGAAACCGUGUUUUAUCAGCACAAGUUCUCAAGUCGUCUUCUCAUUUGCCCUCAUUUUUACUCAGGUUGCAAUAGUUAUUAUGUCAACAAGUCUACAGCCGCCAGAAGUGUCUUUACACAUGCCACGACGAACAGAGAAAUUUGUGGAACUAUUUUGUAAUCUCCCCCAUGCCGGACUACUUUCAUCGCUAUCGUUCAAUCUUAUUUUAGUCCUUAUCUGCACGUUUUACGCAUUUAAGACCAGGAAACUACCAGAUAAUUAUAAAGAAUCUCGUUAUAUUGCAUUCUGCGUUGAUACCACCCUUCUAAUAUGGAUCACAUUUGUUCCAACAUAUUUCACAACGACCACUGCAGCAGCUAAAACAACAAUUCUUGCAGUGUCAUUAUUAUUAAAUUCCUCUGUAACAAUCACGUGUCUCUUUAUUCCAAGAAUACAUUCGUUAUACAAAAGCCUCAAGAAUUGUUCAACUGCUAAACAUCAUUAUAAAGAUUUUAGAAUUGUGAAACAUGUUGUAAAGCGGAAAUAUUCUCCCGAUAUGGAAAUAACCGCGCGGGAGUCGUUAUCCGGCAUUGAAAAACGCAUUUCAAAUGGAUUGAGAAGUAGUUCUGAGUUAAUGUCACGUGAUACAUCAGCUAACAAUAUGACUGUUAUAGACGGGUUAGAACUUGAAGAGAUUUCUCAAACGGAUGUUAUCCGAACAUGCCAAACACUUGUAGACAUGCAUGUUUUGGAGUCAGAAAUUGAAAAGCCUUCGUUUCAUCUGGAUGAGUGAUUGACGAUUCUUUGUCUUUGUAAUAUCCUUGUCAAAUCAAAUGUAGUUUACAUUAAUAUUUCUCCACAAGAAUGUUCUCAGUAUAUAAACACGAAAAGUGUAUUUUGAUAAAAAAAGACCAAACGAAAUAGUAUUGAAGUUAGGCGUAAAAAAUGUUCGUUUCCGGUAUCCAAACCUACCCUAAAUUUUUGGCCCGAGCCUAAAUGUUUUUAUGGCCUUGGAGAACAUUUUUUUAACUUUUUAACAAAAAAUUGCAACACUUUUUAUGCUUUAAACAUGGUCAGUGAUGUUAAAAAUCAACUUAGUGAUCCUCUAAAGGCAUAAUUGCCUGAUUUGUAUUCAUUUUUUGACACUAAAAUAAUUUCCGAAAAGUCUCCCUUAAUAAAAAAAAAAAUAAAAAAAAAAACAUUUCCGACCUACUUAUCCUAAUUUUUUGAUCAUGUUACCGGAAACAAAGAUUUAUUUAGGCCUUAUGAACAUAGAUAAAUCUAUAUAUUUUUGUAUGUCAGAGUAUUAUUUAUUUCCAUGUAAUAAAAUGUCUUUUAUUUAAAUAAACAUAAGAACUGCCUUA